AUCCUUCCUUUGAAGACGUCCUGUUUCAAGGUUCUUGAUACACCACAGCCGUAAGUGGGAGAGGGAAUCAUCCACUAAUACACCAGCUACCAGGGACAUACUCACUGUAACCUAACUCAGAUUCCUGCUGAUCUCCUGACAUGAAGCUCAAUUUCCUUGUGUCCACUGUGGUUCUGCUUGUUGCUCUUCUACCGCGCUAUGAAUGUAGAGCUAUCGAAAGCCAGGGCGCUGUCCAGCAAGACCCUGGUCCCCAGUCUGAUCUACGGCAGCAGUCUCUUCCCGUAUUGGUGCGACUGGGAGAGGAAUAUUUCAUUCGUCUUGGCAACGCAAAUUCACCCAUGUCCACAACAGACGUGUCCUCCGAUGCGUCCUCAGCAACCAUCAACAGAGCUCUGCAGCUGCAGCUCACGCAUCGUCUUUUGCAGGGCAAAGUUGGCAACAUCAGCCGCCUUGUAAGCAGCUACGCGAACCAGCUUGAUGACUCGACGGAGAGAGGAAAGCGAUCCGAAGAGCCUCCCAUUUCGUUGGACCUGACAUUCCACCUGCUUAGAGAAGUAUUAGAAAUGGCUCGAGCUGAACAAUUAGCGCAACAGGCACAUAGCAACAGAAAAAUGAUGGAAAUCUUCGGGAAGUAAAUGUGAGAUGCAUCCAUUUGCCAAAGGAGGUUUUACAUCUAGCACAAGACACAAUAUUCUAUACCAUAGUGCUGCUUUUACAUUAUUUAUUAAUCUGAUUGAUUUUGUUAUUUAUUUUUUAUAGCUUUGAACCUCAACUGAAGAAAACAUAGCCUACUGAGGAAAUGCAUUUCGCUUGAUGGUAAUCAGAUUGUAACAUAAAUGCAAGAAAAAUGUCAUCAAUUUGUAUAACUGUUGUAACAGUGCGAAUACAAAACUGUAGCAUUUACAGAGAUCCUUUCACUUUCGUUCUUGAAAAAAAAGAAAAAAAAAAGAAUUAAUAUAUUUUGAGUAGAUUGUAGAAAAUCCAGUUUUCAAAAUGGCACUGGCUAUUCCAACACAGAAGGCUUCUCUGGACCUCAGUUUCACUGUACUUUACCUUGUUUAAAUUUAAUAAUAAACAUAAUAUGAGCAACCAGUCAUUUUUGUUGUGCAAGAGAAUGUCUAAUAUUUAUAUUUUUCAAUAAAAAGCUUGAAAGUAA
Messenger RNA from Conger conger (European conger), 1156 nucleotides. RefSeq names its product corticoliberin-like. The transcript is spliced from 2 exons. Bases 141 to 635 code for a protein of 164 amino acids. Gene Ontology annotation, cellular component: extracellular region. Gene Ontology annotation, molecular function: hormone activity. NCBI's taxonomy places the organism in Eukaryota, Metazoa, Chordata, Actinopteri, Anguilliformes, Congridae. The record is from RefSeq and is a predicted model, not a curated record.